AUGGCGGAUCAGGUGGUUUUGUUGGAUUUCUGGCCCAGCCCUUUUGGGAUGAGGGUGAGAAUUGCUCUGGCUGAGAAGGGCGUUCAGUAUGAGUACAAAGAAGAGGACUUGAGGAACAAGAGCCCACUCUUGCUCCAGUCGAACCCGGUUCACAAGAAGAUCCCGGUGCUCAUUCACAAUGGCAAAGCGGUCUCUGAGUCCCUCAUUGCGGUUCAGUACGUUGAUGAGGUUUGGAAGGAUAAGGCUCCUCUGCUGCCUUCUGAUCCUCACCUCCGAGCCCAAGCCAGGUUCUGGGCUGACUACGCUGACAAGAAGAUCCCGGUGCUUAUUCACAAUGGCAAAGCGGUCUCUGAGUCCCUCAUUGCGGUUCAGUACAUUGAUGAGGUUUGGAAGGAUAAGGCUCCUCUGCUGCCUUCUGAUCCUCACCUCCGAGCCCAUGCCAGGUUCUGGGCUGACUACGUUGACAAGAAGAUUUAUGAGAUUGGGAAAAAGGUGUGGACAACUAAAGGAGAAGAACAGGAUGCUGCAAAGAAGGAGUUCCUUGAGUGCAUUAGUGUGCUAGAAGGUGAGCUUGGAGACAAGCCUUACUUUGGGGGUAAGACUUUCGGAUUGGUGGACGUGGCGCUCAUUCCUUUUUAUACCUGGUUUUCUGUCUAUGAGAAGUUUGGCAACUUCAGUGUGGAGGCAGAGCACCCAAAGUUUAUUGUAUGGGCUAAGAGGUGCCUGGAGAAGGAGAGCGUGUCCAAGUCUGUUCCUGACCAGCAAAAGAGGGAAUUCCUUGAGUGCACAAGGUUGUUAGAAGAAGAGCUUGGAGACAAGCCUUACCUUGGGCGUGAGAACCUCGGAUUCGUGGAAGUGGCACUUAUUCCUACCUAUAGCUGGUUUUAUGUGCGCGAGAAAUUUGGAAACUUCAGUGUGGAGGCAAAGCACCCAAAGUUUAUUGCAUGGACAAAGAGGUGCAUGCAGAAGGAGAGUGUGUCCAAGUCUCUUCAUGACCAGAAAAGGGUCUAUGAAUUCGCCCUGCGCCUUCGGAGUAAACUUGGAAUGGAGUAG
Messenger RNA from Prunus armeniaca (apricot), 1053 nucleotides. Lineage: Eukaryota; Viridiplantae; Streptophyta; Magnoliopsida; Rosales; Rosaceae. The record is from the annotation of a GenBank genome assembly.